UUCGCAGGCACAAACCAUAUAAUGCUUUCAUAUCCAACCAACCAAAUAAGUAAUAAUAGGGUAAAUUGCAAGUUUGGUCACUGAGAUUACAAAAAACGUUCAUGUUUCGUCACUACAAAUAUUUAAUUCCAUUUGUGGUCACUUGAAUUAGUCAAACAGUCCAUGUUUGGUCACUCUUUGUUAGUCUCCGUCAACACCGUCAAUCAUUCGCUGACGUGGCUAACAAAAGUAUUUGCUCACCCUAUUUUAACCCGGCACAUAACCCGACCCGCCACGUCAUCUUGCUCAACCCAUCCCUUUAACCCAACCCAUGAGCAGACCCUAACUUAUUGAGCCACCUCACCUCUCCAAAUCUACUAUAUCUCUCAUCUCGCCGGAGAUUGUGAGGGUUCCAGAACUUGUUGGUGAGAACAACCACUUUCACAUGGUCAGAUCUACACCUCAUAAGCAACAUAGCGUUCUUAGGUGGAAUGCACAUCCUCGGUUCUUCUAUGCCUCCUUCUCCUUCAAACGCUUCCAGCUUCAUAUGGAAAUCGAUCUUCUUAAAUCCAUGCCAUCACGCAAACACCGUCCCAAAGGAGCCCCUCACUUUUCCACGACAUUGCCACUGUCGUUCUCUCUUCCUUCUCAUUGUUCUCCUCGUCGGCAAGGCACGACGAGACAUGGCACGAAAAAGUUGAACUCGGAUCCAAACGUUCUCAGAUCCUAUCAAAUCACUAGAAGAAGAUGCACCCACCUCUGGCUCCGACGCUACGACCACUCGCGCUGCUGGAACACGAACUCAGCAGCAUUCUCAUCGCCGAUCCCGCGCUCUAGCCUCCUGAAACUCCCCUCACCGCCAAGCGUUGUCGGAGGCCUCCUGGUGGACAGAGAUCUGGCCCGCAACUUCUUGGUCUGCUUCUUGUUCAGGGACUAGAAGGCGGAGGAUGCGUGGUCUGGAGAAACGAAGAUUUGUGUUCGACGAGGAAUCCAUUUCCUUCCUUUGAUUUAGGGUUCCUCCUUGUCAGCUGAAAUAGGGAAAAUGGGUCUAUUUUACAAAUUUUUAAUUUAAUUUGAGUGGGUUGAUCAAUGGGUCAGGUUAAGGUUGGGUUCGACAAGAUGACGUGGUGGGUCUAAGUGACAUGGUGGGUCGGGUUUCACUAUUUUCGAGUUAAAUUAGGUGUUUGCCACGUCAACAUUUAACAAUCUUCAUUAACGGAGAUGGAUGACGACUAACGGAGAGUGACCCAACGUGAACGGUUUCACUAAACUAUAAGACCACCAAUGAAUUUAAAUAUUUUGG
Molecule: messenger RNA, 1282 nt
Organism: Linum trigynum
Lineage: Eukaryota; Viridiplantae; Streptophyta; Magnoliopsida; Malpighiales; Linaceae
Source: the annotation of a GenBank genome assembly